UUAUACUCUUCUCUUAAUGUUCAUGAUAGAUUCCCUGAGCUCAAUGGAGUUAGUCUCGACUUCGUCCAUGUCCUUCUCAUGACACGUGAUCUCAAGAUCAAUAUUCGAAAGCGUGCUAUUGCCAGCUUCUUUGAAUGGGAUAAACUUGAUUGUGCUGUAGGCGGAUCCCACCAAGCAUUAGGUAAC
Molecule: messenger RNA, 186 nt
Organism: Suillus subalutaceus
Lineage: Eukaryota; Fungi; Basidiomycota; Agaricomycetes; Boletales; Suillaceae
Exons: 1
Source: RefSeq, a predicted model, not a curated record